This is a messenger RNA of Juglans regia (Persian walnut), 3221 nucleotides long. Its product is annotated as probable ubiquitin-like-specific protease 2B. The transcript is spliced from 16 exons. Bases 71 to 2926 code for a protein of 951 amino acids. NCBI's taxonomy places the organism in Eukaryota, Viridiplantae, Streptophyta, Magnoliopsida, Fagales, Juglandaceae. Gene Ontology annotation, biological process: proteolysis. Gene Ontology annotation, molecular function: cysteine-type peptidase activity. The record is from RefSeq and is a predicted model, not a curated record.
AAUUUCGCCGGAGUUUCACAAACCCUAAAUACCCGCUCACUAGUUCGGAACCUAAUUUGUCAAGCUGGUAAUGAAGAGCUCGCCGCGUAGAGCUUUCGACGUGUUCGAUUUCAAGGAAGAGGAUGAGCUCCCUGAAUUGGAGGCCGGGAGAAAAUUCCUCGAGAAAUUAAAAAACCCCAAUCUCGAUGAUCAUGCCGUGUUGAAGUACGAGUUUCUCGAAUGCGCUGCCCAGGGAGAGGAAGCCAACAUCGAAAGAAAGGAGGACGGCUGUGUACAUUCUGUAGAUGUUGAUGCAAUUGACUGUGACCGUAGUUGUGAGAAUGCUGAAUCAUAUACCCCUCUGGACCCAGAGGAAGAGAACUUUACCCAAAAGGAAGAGUUGUCUGUGCUGGAUACUGGUCUGCAUUCCAGUUCUGUUAGUCAAGAACAACCUGAUUUUAUAUUAGAAACUAACAAAUCCAGAAAUUUCCCUUCUGAACUGGAGAGAAAAGAUUCGUGCCCUGAAGCUCCUCCACCAGGGAAAGGCCAGAUAAAUUAUGACCUUUUGAAGUCUCCGUCGUCCAGUAAUGAGCCAGUUGAUGUAGUCUCGGAUGCUGAUGAGAGCAUGAAUGGGAAUUCUCCAUCAAGUCCUACUUCUGAAAUUGCAGAUGAUAGUGUUUCAUUAAAUGGCUAUUCAUCAGAUCAUUGCUUUGGCAGUAUGGAAAUGGAUGACAUAUAUAUGGAGGUCGUGCUUUGUCCUGAUUAUGUUAUAUAUCGAGAUAUUUAUUGUACAGCCCCCCUGUUAACUUUUUCACGCAGUUCCAUCAAAAUCAGUGGUUCAACUCCUCACGAAAAUGAAGGAACCUUUGAAUUUGAAUGUGGAGUUGAUGAUCUUAUUGAUAUUGGGUGCCAGUGGAUGCAAAGAGUUGAAACUGUCACUAUAAAGCUCCGUGUAAUAGCGAAGGAUGUAGCUCAAACUAAUAAUGUUUGUAGCACUUCAGGCAUUGAGGAAUUAAAGAUUGCAGUUGUUGACCCUAAUUGGUCCCACAAACAGGAAGUGAUCACCUCGAUGAAUGUAAAGUACAUGGCUGUAUGGAAUAUCAUGGUUGAUACGGACCUGGGAAUGGAUGGGGAUGAAUUACAUGGACAGAGGCAUUAUUUUCCAAAUUUUGAUCAGCCUUUUGAAGAUGUUGUCUAUCCAAAAGGGGACCCUGAUGCUGUUUCCAUCAGUAAGAGAGAUGUUGAUCUAUUACAACCGGAAACAUUCAUAAAUGAUACGAUCAUUGAUUUUUACAUCAAGUAUUUGAAGAAUCAGAUUCAACCUGAGGAUAAACACCGUUUCCACUUUUUUAAUAGUUUUUUCUUUCGGAAGCUGGCUGACAUGGACAAAGAUCCAACUAGUGCUUCUGACGGUCGGGCUGCUUUUCUACGUGUUCGUAAAUGGACGAGGAAAGUUGAUAUAUUUGAGAAAGAUUACAUAUUCAUUCCUAUAAACUUCAAUCUGCAUUGGAGCCUAAUAGUCAUAUGUCAUCCUGGUGAAGUGGCUAGAUUAGAGGAUGAAGAUUUGGAGAAGUCGCCUAAAAUAUCAUGUAUAUUGCAUAUGGAUUCUAUCAAAGGAAGUCAUACGGGUAUAAAAAAUCUUAUUCAAAGUUAUUUGUGGGAAGAGUGGAAAGAGAGGCAAAAAGAGACACGGGAAGAUAUCUCAUCCAAAUUCCUCAACCUGCGGUUUGUCUCACUUGAGCUGCCACAGCAGGAGAAUUCAUUUGAUUGUGGUCUGUUUUUGCUCCACUAUCUGGAGCUCUUUUUGGCUGAAGCUCCUGAUAAUUUCAGUCCAUUCAAAAUAAUAAAUCCCUCCAAGUUUCUUAAUGUGAAUUGGUUUUCGCCUGCUGAGGCUUCCCUCAAGCGAACUCUUAUCCAGAGGUUAAUAUUUGGACUCCUUAAAAGUUCUCCCGAAGUCUCUUCAGCUGCUUGCAGUGAUGAAGAAGCACCCCCUGAAUUUCCAGUGAACAAUAAGAAUGAAACUUGUCUGGAGUUUCUUUCUGGGAGAGGCAGUCCUUCAACUGAUCACCAAGACAAUAUUUCUAGUUGUCAAGCUCAACCAGGUCUGGAAAUGACUCUACUAUCAGCAUCUUCUAUGAGUUCCCAGUGUGUUAACAACUCAGGCUUGGUACUCAAAGAGUUCCUCGAGUCAGGUGCCACUGCAGGAUCCUUACUCGGACAAUAUUCAUCUUUUGACCAUCCGUCGUCUUAUUACCGACUCAACGGUGCUAUAUCACCAUCAGAGGAUGAUGCAGAAAAUGGUGACCGCUUUGUGUUUUUGCCUUCCGGUGAUGGUGGCUUUCAGCAAAUAGUUGGCAUGACACCCCAAGCACAUAGUGUUCCAUAUUCAUCGAGAGCUUUUAGAGGUGAAACUUCUUAUAGCUUGGGGAUCUCUGUGCAAGAAGAGCGCGACAAUCUUGAAUCAUCCCCGGAAACAUCAAACUGUGGCUCUGAUGAUUCAGACAUAGGGAUCAUUGAAAAUCUCCCAGUUGGAGAAGAUGUGGGUACCAGUCAGAAUGAAGAAACAAAUGAAGGAAGACCUCCAUCAACAGAUAACAUGGAGUGUUUGACAGAAAGCCUUGUUUCUGUUUCUGUUUCUGCAGCUAACAUGUUGCUGGACGCCUCUGCUGUUGAAGGUUUCCAAGACUACCCUGAUAAGAUGUGUGACGGUAAUGGGGAUAGUGAUCAGGUGCCCACCAAUCCAGAAAAUCCCGUCUCUGUGCUUCAAGAUUCUGAUAUUAUAGAUAAUAGGGAGGUUGCUUGUGAUAAUGUGCCGAAGAAUGCUGAUGAUCAGGUUGCAGAGUCAUGUGGGCAAAGAGCUGCAAAAAAGCCGCGGCUGACACCACCUGAGGAUGAAAAUGCACCGAUGACUGGUGAUGAUCAUGUUGCAGAAUCAUGUGGGCAGUGAGCUACAAAAUGGGUCUGACUUGCACCACCACUGAAAGGGCAUGAAAUCUUGCACUCUCUGGGGGAAGAUCCCAUCAAAACCUUUCCCCUUGUAAGUAGGACUGGAGAUUAAUGGUUCGUUCCUUUUAUCCUCUUUCUUCUUUCUUGCUCGAGGAAUGAAAUAUGACACUGUGAAUAGUGUUGUGGUUAUUGAAUGUUGCUGGUGUAUGGAUGGACGGACCGAUGGAAAAAUGCUCAGGUAGUCUUUUGAUUGGAAAAUCAGUAAUUAAUCGACGAUCUCUUAACUUUUGAAGGAA